Molecule: messenger RNA, 918 nt
Organism: Cavenderia fasciculata
Lineage: Eukaryota; Evosea; Eumycetozoa; Acytosteliales; Cavenderiaceae
Gene: qprt
Product: nicotinate-nucleotide diphosphorylase
Exons: 2
Coding region: 1-918 (305 amino acids)
Biological process (GO): quinolinate catabolic process; NAD+ biosynthetic process
Cellular component (GO): cytoplasm
Molecular function (GO): nicotinate-nucleotide diphosphorylase (carboxylating) activity
Source: RefSeq, a predicted model, not a curated record
AUGAGUAGUAAUAAUAAUAAUAAUGGACAAUCAUCACUAAGUUAUUUAAUACCUAAAUCAACUAUACAAGAACAAGUAAGAGCAUGGUUAAAAGAGGAUAUACCAUCAUUUGAUUAUGGAGGUGCUGUUGUUGGUGACAAGAAAGAGGUUGCCUAUCUUUUAGGUAAACAACCUGGUGUAUUCUCUGGUACUGUAUUCUUUAAUGAAAUAUUUAUCAUGUUGGAUUGUGAAGUAAAAUGGAUAAUAAAAGAUGGAGAAGAAAUGAAUGGAGAUGCAAGUAAACCACAAAGAUUGGCAGAGGUGACUGGAUCAGUACGUAAUAUAUUGAUGGGUGAAAGAUUGGCAUUGAAUAUUAUAUCACGUUCAAGUGGUAUUACAACACGUGCAAGUGAGAUGAAGAAAUUGGUCGAUGCAAAGUGUUGGAAGGGAACGUUGGCUGGUACGAGAAAGACAACACCAGGUUUUAGAUUGGUUGAGAAAUACGCAUUGUUGGUCGGUGGUGUCGAUGGACAUCGUAUGGACCUCUCUUCAAUGAUCAUGCUCAAAGACAAUCAUAUUUGGAGUUCGGGUAAUAUCACCAACGCUGUGCACAGUGCCAAAUCAGUUGGUGGGUUUUCAAUCAAGGUAGAAGUUGAGUGUCGUAGUGAAGAUGAGGCUUGCGAGGCUAUGGAAGCUGGUGCAGAUGUCAUCAUGUUGGAUAAUAUGGUACCUGCCGAGUUGGCAACUGUCUCUCUAUCACUUAAAUCAAAGUAUCCACAUAUUGUCAUUGAAGCUAGCGGUGGUAUUGUCCCAGCCACCCUAACUAGAUAUGCUCUACCAACCAUUGAUAUCAUAUCUAUGGGUUCUCUAACUCAAUCAGUUCCACAUAUUGACAUUAGUUUAAAAAUUCAAAAGAAUUUACAUCAUCAACAACAAUAA